AUGGAGGCCCAAGCUGGCACCCCUGCUGAGACUAAGGCGUUGGGUCUGGCCAGCCAGGAAUCUCAUCGGCAGAUGUUCCGCCAGAGAACUGUCCUGCUUGGAGAAACUCCUCUGGAGACACUGUCCCGCCUGAGCGAUGCUGCUCAUCGAUGGCUGCGCCCUCAAGAACGCACCAAGGAACAGAUUGUGGAUAUGAUCAUCCUGGAACAAUUCUUGUCUCUGCUUCCAGAGGAGUUGCAAGUUUGCCUGAGAGCUAGAGGGCCGGCCAGCAUCAGCAUCAGCAGCAAAGAAAUUGCUCAGGUGGUGGAGGCUGCCCUGCAGCAGCGAGAACCAGCUGAAGUCGUCGCCAAGUUGCCAGUGAACUUUGAGGAGCCAUCGGCGUCCCUUUCCGAAAGUGAGCAGGCUUCAGUGAACCCCAGGCAAAAGACCCUUUACUGGAAAGUCAUUAAGGAGAGUGAUGAGAGCGGGUCAUCAUCAAUGGGCCACUCAGAGAUCUUCACUGAACUGAAUCCCUCUGAAAACACCUUAAGGAAUAGUUCAGUCCUCUUUAAACAUGUUGCCUCUACUGCAAGAGAAAGAUGCUACGCUUGCAAGGACUGUGGGAAAAGUUUUGCUUGGAAAUCAACCCUUAAGCGGCAUCGGAUGAGUCACACAGCCAACAGGCCUCACAAAUGCCAUGAGUGCGGCAAGAGCUUCCAAGUCCGGUCAACUCUUGUCGGUCACCAGAAGAUCCACACAGGGGAGAAGCCUCACCAGUGCUCCCACUGCGGCAAGAGCUUCAGAGUGAAAUCAGCCCUGACCCAGCACCAGAGACUUCACACUGGAGAGAAGCCAUUCCAGUGUCCUGAUUGUGGGAAAAGAUUUAAUGAGCGCAUGAAACUCGUCUAUCAUUAUAGAACCCACACUGGUGAGCGACCCUAUCAGUGCUUCGACUGUGGCAAAGGCUUCAGUAUACGUUCAAGUCUUAUUCGGCAUAAUGAGAGAGUCCACCCUUAGGGCAAUUACAAAAAUAUCCUCUGUGUGGAAGAGCUUUCAAGUCUAGGUUCUUUUUACAUUUUGUGUCUUUUGACAGACGUGUCUUUUGGCAUUUUGUAAAAUACUAUGUGGUUUGGAAAAGCCUUGAUUUGAAUGCAUCUGCCCGCUUCUU
Zootoca vivipara (common lizard) is the source of this 1147-nucleotide messenger RNA. NCBI's taxonomy places the organism in Eukaryota, Metazoa, Chordata, Lepidosauria, Squamata, Lacertidae. The record is from RefSeq and is a predicted model, not a curated record.